UCCAGGUCGCACUCAACGAUGUCACUGUCUGCGCGCCCGCAGCGCCGAGUCCUCGUCACCAAGAUCAAUAGGAGCCAGUCCUUCGCCGGAGUGAACUCGACGGCCGACCGGCCCUUCAGGAACCUCUCGCCCUUCACCCCCACCGUCUCCCGCAAGACUGGCUCCAGGGUCAGUAGGAUGUUCUCCAUGUCCCACAAAUCCCCACCACCCAAGGUGCCUCAGCCCAACCGCCUGGACGAGGUGUACGAAGCUCUCAAGAAGGGCCUGACAGCCUACCUGGAGGUGCACCAGCUGGAGCUGGAGAAGCUCAGCACCCAGAUCCGUGAGUCGAAGAGGAAUUCGCGCCUGGGCUUUCUCUACGAUCUGGAUAAGGUAAGUGGGAGCAGUGCCCCCCGUGCUGUCCCCUGCCCUGCCCCUCGCCGCAGCUCGGGCCUGUCCUUGCAGAUAGAUGAGCUCUACGAGGCUUACUGCAUCCAGCGCCGGCUCCGCGAUGGAGCCCACAACAUGGUCAAGGCGUACAGCACGGGCUCUCCGGGCAGCCGGGAGGCACGCGAGAGCCUGGCCGAGGCCAGCAAGGGCUACAAGGAGUACACGGAGAACAUGUGUCUGCUGGAGAACGAGCUGGAGAGCCAGCUGGGCGAGUUCCACGUCCGGAUGAAAGGACUGGCAGGCUUUGCCCGGCUCUGUGCUGGUGACCAGUAUGAGAUCUUCAUGAAGUACGGACGGCAGCGGUGGAAGCUGCGGGGCCGCAUUGAGGUGAACAGCAAGCAGGUGUGGGACAGCGAGGAAAUGGUCUUCUUGCCCCUCGUCACCGAGUUCCUCUCCAUCAAGGUGACAGAGCUAAAGAGCCUGGCAAACCAUGUUGUGGUGGGCAACGUGUCCUGCGAGACCAAGGACCUUUUUGCAGCCCUGCCCCAGGUUGUGGCUGUGGAUAUCAAUGACCUGGGCACCCUCAAGCUCAGCCUGGAGGUGACCUGGAACCCCUUCGACAAGGACGACCAGCCCUCGGCAGCCAGCACCGUCAACAAGGCCUCCACGGUGAACAAGAGGUUCUCCACCUAUAACCAGAGCCCGCCCGACACGCCGUCCCUGCGGGAGCAAGCCUUCUAUCUGCAGCCCCUCGAACGGGAGCUCAAGCGCCUGGAGGAGAUGCUGCUGCAGAAGCAGGGCAUCUUCCUCAGCCGGGCCUCCAGCAUCAGCCUGACGGUGGAGCAUGCGCUGGAGAGCUUCAGCUUCCUCAACACCUCCGACAUGGAGGACUCGGAGGGCUCCGAGGAGGAGCCUCUCCAAGAUGAGAUGCACAGCAGGGCUUGUGGGGUGGGGCGCAGGCUUGACACCUACGUGAUGGAGCUGGCAGAGGAAGCGCUCCUGGCUCAGAAUCUCAACUCGGAUGACCAGGACGUGGUGCUGCGUGCCCUGAAGCGCGUGCCCGAGAGCCGGCUGAAGAAGGAGGGACUGAAGGCGCUGAGCCUGCUCCUCGUGGAAGGCAACAGCAAGGUGGUGAGCGCCGUGUCGGCCCAGCUCCGCAGCCUGGCAGAAAACCCUCGCUUCCGCCAACGGGGUGUGGCGGGGUGUGCGGCGCUGGGCUGCCUGAAGGCCAAGGAGAGCAUUGAGCAGCUGGUUUACCUGUGCCAAACCGACAAGGAGCCUGUGCGGGAGGCGGCCAAGCAGAGCCUGAUGCUGUGCGCUCUGCCGGGCAAGAGCAAGCUGGCAGCGGGCAGCGCUGGCCAGGUGGCCUGUGGCUACAGAGCACUGAGCCCGCUUGUUAUUUAUUAUUUGCUAGAUGGCCCUGAGAGAACCAUCUGA
This is a messenger RNA of Opisthocomus hoazin, 1806 nucleotides long. NCBI's taxonomy places the organism in Eukaryota, Metazoa, Chordata, Aves, Opisthocomiformes, Opisthocomidae. The record is from RefSeq and is a predicted model, not a curated record.